This is a messenger RNA of Aspergillus wentii DTO 134E9, 1980 nucleotides long. RefSeq lists its product as uncharacterized. The record is from RefSeq and is a predicted model, not a curated record. NCBI's taxonomy places the organism in Eukaryota, Fungi, Ascomycota, Eurotiomycetes, Eurotiales, Aspergillaceae. The coding region runs from base 152 to 1807 and encodes 551 amino acids. The transcript is spliced from 2 exons. Gene Ontology annotation, biological process: lipid metabolic process; phosphatidylinositol-mediated signaling. Gene Ontology annotation, molecular function: phosphatidylinositol-4,5-bisphosphate phospholipase C activity.
UAUCGCUAAUGUUUGAUAGGCGCUUCUUAGCGGUUGCAGAUGUGUCGAGAUUGACGUAUGGGAUGGAACACACGACCCAGAAGACACAUCAGAUGAUGAUUCCAGCAGCGAAUCCAGCUCCGACGAGGAGCAAUCAACGUACAAAAAGGCCAUGAAGGUGAAAAACAGCCUUGCGCGUUACAAUUCCGUCUCGAAAAUUGAAGGCAAAAUCGGGGGCAAGGUGAACGGUUUGCUGGGUCGUAAGCAAACUAACACUGAGGCGCCUUCAGGUAGCAGUGAUUCUACCGCUGCUACUGCAGCCACCACAUCCCAAGAUCCGGCCAGUCCGGAGCCCAUGGUUCUCCAUGGUCAUACUCUGACCAAAGCGACGACCUUUCGUGAUGUUUGUUCUGCCAUCCGCGAUAGCGCCUUUGUCGUGACUGAUCUGCCCGUGAUUAUCAGUCUGGAGGUGCAUGCAGGUCAUGAUCAACAGCAAAUGAUGGUGGACAUCAUGGAGGAGACCUGGAAGGGAUACCUAGUAGAAAUUCCAACAGAGACAGAACCUAUGAAGAUUCUUCCUUCUUUGGAGAAAUUAAAGAGGAAAAUCUUGAUCAAGGCAAAAUGGGCGCCGGCCAACCCUGCUGAACAGAUCGGAGAAGAUAUCGAGAAUUUCAUUGAAGAGCGCCAGCCCAUUGAACGACAGCAAAGCCAAAACCAAGAGGCUGGGGCGAACACUCUGACGAGCAAAACAGCUGUUGCACCUGCUGCGCCUGCUCCAACUGCUCCAGCUGCUAGAUCUGCUGUGCCUGCUGCACCUGCCGCACCCCCGAAGAAGCCUUCCAAGACCUUACAUGCCCUCAGUCGAUUGGCCGUCUAUACUAAAGGAUUCCACUUUAGCCAUUUUGAGCAGCCAGAGGCCAAGAUGCCCGACCACGUGUUUUCUUUAUCUGAAAAUGCAGCCAAGAACGCCCACACGAAGGAGCGCGAGGCGCUGUUCAAUCACAACCGAAACUUCUUCAUGCGCGUCUACCCGGGUGGCCUGCGUGUGAACUCAUCUAAUCUCGACCCGACCUUCUUCUGGCGCACUGGUGCUCAGAUCGUAGCACUCAACUGGCAGAGCCUGGACAAGGGCAUGAUGUUGAACCACGGCAUGUUUGCGGGCGAGCAGGGCUGGGUUCUCAAGCCCCAAGGCUACAAGAGCACCGAGACAAAGCCAAAUGCCCUCGUCGAUCGAAAGUUGGAUCUGACAAUCGAGGUCCUCGCAGGCCAGGGCAUAUCCUUGCCCCCCGGGCACACAAAGGAGAAGAGCUUCCAUCCAUACGUGAGCUGCUCCUUGCACGUAGAGCAACCGGACGAAGAUGCAACCAUUCCCUCCGAGGACGACAGCACAGACGCUGAAAAGACUAGUUAUAAGCGUACCAUCAAAUAUUCCACAGGAUCUAACCCCGACUUCCGUGAACAGAAGUUGCAGUUCCCGACUGUCUCCGGGAUUGACGAGGAGUUGAGCUUUGUCCGGUUAGUAUUUCUCAUUUUCUUUGUCCUCUCUUGCUUUGUUUGUUCCCUCCUUCCACUCAACCAUCCUCGUCAUACCUCAAACCGGACCACAAAGAGAUGGGUCAAACCAAUUAGCGAGAUCCCUGCAUUCCGAAUAUCUCAUACGUAUCCCAUAACCCACAACAUGACACCUGCAACCCACCCAAGUCCCAACUCCCCGUUUUUCUUUCACCCUUCUUUUUCUUUCUUUUUCUCGGGCCAUUUCCGUCAAGCUCCACUACCCAGCAUAUCAAAUCAAUCAAUCCGUCAAUCAAUCAAUCGAUCAACCGGCUAACAGACACUAGAUUCAAAGUCAAAGACGACGCAAUCGGUAGAAACGCCACGGCCUCAUGGGCCUGCAUCAAACUCGAUCGUCUGCAGGAGGGCUACCGUAUUAUCCACCUUUAUGACCCUGUUGGCCAGAAAUCCGGUGGCGCUCUGCUGGUAAGAAUCGUCAAGGACAUUCAC